This is a messenger RNA of Sugiyamaella lignohabitans, 1626 nucleotides long. It is a transcript of the gene HOL1, whose product is annotated as Hol1p. The record is from RefSeq and is a predicted model, not a curated record. NCBI's taxonomy places the organism in Eukaryota, Fungi, Ascomycota, Dipodascomycetes, Dipodascales, Trichomonascaceae. Gene Ontology annotation, molecular function: transmembrane transporter activity. Gene Ontology annotation, biological process: transmembrane transport. The transcript has a single exon. The coding region runs from base 1 to 1626 and encodes 541 amino acids.
AUGUCUAAUCAAGUAUCAACUCGAAUACAAGCAGAAGCAAUCCAUGAGUUGGAAAUUGACAUGCCUCCGGGAACGGAGUUAAUGAGAGAUACAACACACAUUCACCUCACAAAAAGCCACAAUAGUGUUCUAGUCCCUCAACCGUCCAACGAUAUAAACGAUCCUUUAAAUUGGUCCAAAAAAUGGAAGUUUAUAUUGAUGGUUGGCCAGUUUUUAACGGCAAUGGUUCACCAGAUAGGUGGUCUCUCCGUAGCUCCCCAGGUCCCUUACUAUAUGGAAACCUACGACCGGUCUCUGAACGAUGUGUUGAAUUUCAUUGGUAUUUAUAUUAUUACUACUGGCCUGUCAACAAUUUUUUGGGUUGGUGCUAGUACUAAAGUCGGGAGACGACCGAUACUGUUGACCAGUUGUGGUCUUGGUAUCUUUGUCGCAUUAUGGAGAGCUUUGGCUACCUCUUAUCGAUCGCAAAUGGCAGCGGCUGCAAUCCAUGGUAUAGCAUCUGGUCCAGCACAAACUGUCAGCGGGCAGCUGGUAUCAGAUGUCAUGUUUCUGCACGAACGUGGAUUGUAUAUGGGCCUCUUUUCGUUCGCUUUCUUUGCUGCUAUGACCAUAGGACCCGUAAUCGCAGGGGUGAUGUCAGAGCGCUAUGGAUGGAGAAGCUUUUGGUGGCUUGAUUUCGGCCUGUACAUCUUUCUUUUUGUCUGGACACUCUUUCUAAUCCCGGAGACAAAAUGGAAUAGGUCGAACAAUGUCAUGGAGAAUUCUCCUGAUGGUGUGACUGAAGUGUCUGUGAAGGGUUCAGUUGACAAUAGCAUAGAGAAGGUUACAUCAUUGAAUGAGGACAUUAUUAUUGUAGAUGAAUUUCUCUAUAAAGGAAGUCCAUCAAGAAAACAGUUCGGAAUAUCCCAUCUUGAUAGAACGGCUAGGAAGCGGGAUAUGCUUAGACCAUUUUGGGUUCCUUUCAAACUAUUCUUCUUCCCGAUAGUGCUAUGGGCUGGAUUUGUUUACAGUGGCAGUGCCAGUAUAUUUCUUGUUGUCAACCUUACCCAGUCCGAUAAUUUUGCGGCGUCCCCUUAUAAUUUCUCGUCUUCUUCGGUUGGGUUCACUAAUUUUGCAACUUUAGGUGGUAUUUUUAUAGGGUUAGUUACUUCUGGACCAUUAUCAGAUUGGCUUUGUAGGUGGUCCACAAAGAGAAAUAACGGAAUCAGAGAGCCAGAGAUGCGAUUGCCUGCCCUAAUCCCUUUUGCUCUUUGUCAACUAUUGGGUAUCGUCAUAAUAGCUCUUGGAUACGAAUAUAAAUGGAAGUGGCCAAUAAUAGUUAUUAUUGGCUAUGGCUUAGUCGGGAUUCAAGUAGCCAGUGUUACUACUAUUGCGGCUACUUAUGCAGUUGAUGGUUAUCGCGCUGUUACAGGAGACAUUUUUGUUCUAGCAUCGCUAAUCAAGGAUCUUUAUGCCUAUGGACUCUCUAAAUGGCUACCAACUUGGAUCCAAGAGGUCGGUUACAAAACACCUAUAUUAGUUGCUCUCGCUGUAGCUUUUAUACCGAUUCUACUGGGUGUAUUGUUGUAUUUCUUCGGGAAAUCCCUUAGAAAACUAUCAAGAAAUAGUUUUGUUCAUGAUUUUUAA